This is a messenger RNA of Umbelopsis ramanniana AG, 600 nucleotides long. RefSeq lists its product as uncharacterized. The coding region runs from base 149 to 562 and encodes 137 amino acids. The record is from RefSeq and is a predicted model, not a curated record. The transcript has 2 exons. Lineage: Eukaryota; Fungi; Mucoromycota; Umbelopsidomycetes; Umbelopsidales; Umbelopsidaceae.
GUUGAGCGACGGCAAUCGUAGAUUAUUCCUUACCAUCCAGAUGUUUACCGAUUAUGCCUUGGCAAAUUUCGACCAGAGAUUUUGUGGGCAUUGAUAGUCAUUGAAGGUCUGGAAAAGAAACAGACAGAGCAAUGGGGGUUUUGAGGUAAUGGACAGAGGUGGGAGCGUUGAAAGAGAAAACGUGACUACUAAAUUUUCCCAGGCAAAACCUUUCCCUGAGGGACAAUCGGACGACGACAUGGCUGGCCAAUCUGUUGAUAGCGCGCGGCGAGAGCAGAUUGAACAGGCACUCAAGGUACUGGAUGAAGAAGGUGAUGCCCGAAUUGAGCAGUUGCAGAAACGGAUCGAUUUGGCUUGUCUCUCCAUUGCAGGACAUGGAACACUUCAAAUCAAUCAAAUGAUAUCGCUCAUUCGAGAUAUGACCAUGCGAGAAUUUUGCGGCAAAUAUGGCGCAGACGUCAAUAAAUGGCUGGCAGACUAUGUUCAGCAACAAACGCAAGAAGCCCGCAACUUUGAAGCGGUCCGUCGCUCAAGGUCUCAACGAAACACCAAAAAGCGUUGAACGAGCCUAGUGCAAGAACCCCUUUCCAACGUUCGUUU